Messenger RNA from Labrus bergylta (ballan wrasse), 4432 nucleotides. It is a transcript of the gene slc5a8, whose product is annotated as solute carrier family 5 member 8. The record is from RefSeq and is a predicted model, not a curated record. Gene Ontology annotation, molecular function: organic acid:sodium symporter activity. Lineage: Eukaryota; Metazoa; Chordata; Actinopteri; Labriformes; Labridae. Gene Ontology annotation, cellular component: extracellular exosome; membrane. Gene Ontology annotation, biological process: sodium ion transport; propanoate transmembrane transport.
CUGGCAUGUAGGGCAGCAACAAAGAAGAACUGGAUAGAACUCCAGGUCUGCUUCACGUCUUUCAGUUCUUUCUCCACUGUUCGACGGCAAGUUUCUUUGGGUCGUCCUCUCUUUCGUUUGCCUUCAGGUGUCCAGUGUAGGGCGGUUCUAGUAAUGUAAUCCUGUUCUUUUCGCAUGAUGUGUCCAAUCCAUCUCCACCGCCUUCUUUUUAUGAUGGUCUCUAUACUUUCUUGGUUGGUCCGAGCAAGUAAUUGUUGGAGAUGGUGUUAGGCCAGAAGAUACGUAGGAUUUUUCUGAGGUUUCUUGUGUGGAAUGCCGAGAGCUUGGAAAGGUCUUUCUCUGUCAUCCUCCAGCAUUCAGAGCUGUAUAGUAAGGUGGAGAGAACACAGCUCUGGUACAACUUGAGUUUGGUGUUGAUGCUGUACUUCGUGGACUUCCACACAUUGUUCAUCAUUCUGAAUGUUUUUCUUGCCUUGUUGAGUCGGCUUUUGAUGUCAUUGCCUGUUCCUCCAUCAUAUCUAACAGUGCUUCCUAGAUAUGAAAACUCUUCUGUUGUGGGUAUAUUUACUCCAUUUAUUUGUAUAUUUGGGGGAUUUUGUGUGUUUAAGGUCAUCACCUCUGUUUUCUUCAGGCUUAUGUUCAGUCCUAUUUGUUGUGCAAAUCUGUUGACACGGGAUGUUUUUUCUUGCAUAUGUUGGUGGGUAUGGGAAACCAGUUCCAAGUCGUCUGCAAAGUCUAGGUCUUCAAGUGUUGUAAAUAGUGUCCAUCUGAUGCCUCUAGGUUGAUCUUCGGUUGUUCUUCGCAUCACCCAGUCUAUGACAGUAUUGAAGAGUAAUGCUGACAUCACGCACCCACCUUGUGAUAUGGAGAUCUUAAUCUGGCCAGCAUACGCAUUUGUUUAUGAAAUAAAUUAAAGAAAGACUGUACGCUCUGUGUAAGAAUUGCUCUUUCUAACAAAUGAUUCUUAAAGCCAGUCCCUGCUUCUUCAUUGAACAGAAUAUACAACUGUGUUGAAGUUUUACAUUUUCAAACAUGCUUAUAUAAAAAUGAAUCUUUUGCCAAAUCAAGAUAUUUAUGAGACCUCUUUUCCACAGAAAUAAAUAAAAAAAUGCAAGUACAUCAAAGCUGCUUAGAUUUUCAGAAGUUGGAAUUAGAAUUUUUCCUACAUUAUGAAUACUUUCACAUCUUACAUCUUCCACAACAUUGCAAUACAAAAAAAGCACUGACAGGAGUGACUUCUGUUUAGAGGUGUUGGAAAUGUUUUUUUUUUAUACAUCAUAUAGGCCUUGAAGCUGAAAAUGCAAGGAACAAAAAUGUGGUGCAACUAGGCGCAAAGAAAAUGGCAACUUGUGGUCUUCUACAAUAAACUGGAAGUUUUGCUUUUUCAACUUAGUGGCAUCAAACUCAUGUUGACAUCUUGGACAGAGCCAUAUCAAGAGCAGCAAAACAUAAAAGUAUGACACCACAAAAAAGCCUGAUGUUAGAACAUAUGAAUCUAAGUCCACCCUGUUACGAUGUGUGUUUAUUUAGAUUUUUAUGGAGCAUGUAAGGUAUUCAUGUAUUAGUUUAUCUUCCCUGCUUCUCAGGUUAUACUUUGACACAGUGUCAACAAUAAGAUGGUUUAACAAGUUUUUACUUGAAUUGCCUUUUUAAACUGUUCUAUAUCAGAAGCAGGAAACAAAGUGCAGAAAUAAGAUGUUCACAGAUUUUGAAGACCAUGGCCUUGCAUGUAAAUAACUGAGAGAAAUGUUCAGUUUGUAGAAAUGUGUGAAGACAUGUCAGAAACGUAAUCUUAACCUACCACCUGCACUAAAAGGUACCAACUGAGUUUUCUACUUAACUCUACUUAAAUACAGGUUUAGGUACUUAAAAAAGGUUUAAGAUUGUAAAAGUAUUUUACUCUUGAUUCUUGAGAAUAUUGGAACAGUCAUUCAAAAUAGGGAGAUCAUAUUAAACACAUGGGGAAAGAUGGAUGGUAGUGUUUGCUAACUUUGGCCAGAGAACCUAACACCAUGUUUUAUUAUAUCAAUAAAAUCAUACAAACAUGUUGCAAAGUUUUGACUAACAUGCAAACUGACAGAGUGACUGUCUAGCAAUAAUUCCUACUUUCGUAAGAUUGUUAAAUACAAAUCUAGUCAAAAUGUCAUUAUGGAGUAUAGUGUGUGUGUGGAGGUCUGAGGACUGAUGAUGAUUUCUGUGGUCAGGUGAACAAGUCAGUCUCCUCACCUGUUGAUUCCACAUGAACAUGCCUGGAAUGCUCUCUCUCUCUCUCUCUCUCUCUCUCUCUCUCUCUCUCUCUCUCUCUCUCUCUCACACACACACACACACACACACACACACACACACACACACACACAAGAGGUUACAGUCAGUGGUCCUGCUCUCGUCUCACUUUUGAAAGAGCAGCUGUAUCAGGACUUCCCUGAUACAUGCCCUCUUUGCUUCAUUUUAAGUUUGGGUCUUACUCAGAAAAAAUGUCAGGGGGCUCUCUAGCGUCUGGCUCCUUUGUGGUAGCAGACUAUGUGGUGUUUGCGUUCAUGCUCGUGGCGUCCUCUGCGGUCGGGGUCUUCUAUGCCUGGGCUGGCAGGGGCCAGGGAAGCUCCAGAGACUUCCUAACCGGGGGGCGAGGACUGACAGCUCUGCCUGUCUCCCUCUCUCUGACCGCCAGCUUCAUGUCAGCCAUCACAGUGCUGUCCAACCCAGCUGAGGUGUACCGCUAUGGAGCAAAUAUUGGAUUUUAUUCUCUCUCCUAUGUUAUAAUGGUGACGGUCACGUCUGAGGUCUUUCUCCCAGUCUUUUAUAGGCUGGGCAUCACGAGCACAUAUGAGUAUCUGGAGCUACGUUUCAACAAAGCAACCCGCCUGCUGGGGACUGUGCUCUUCAUUGUCCAGACAAUUCUAUACACUGGAAUUGUCAUCUAUGCCCCGGCUCUUGCUUUAAAUCACGUAACCGGUGUGGAUCUGUGGGGUGCAGUUAUUUCAACAGGUGUGGUCUGUACCUUUUACUGCACAGUGGGGGGUCUGAAGGCAGUGGUGUGGACAGAUGUGAUUCAGCUUGGUGUCAUGCUUGCCGGCUUCGUGUCUGUCAUAAUCAAGACUGUGACAAUACAAGGAGGGCUCCUCGUCAUCGUUUCAGAUUCACAACAAGGAGGGAGACUCAACUUUUGGGACUUUGACCCAAAUCCUCUGAGGAGACACACUUUUUGGACCAUAACCAUUGGAGGAACAUUUGUGUGGCUCAGCAUCUAUGGGAUUAACCAGGCCCAGGUUCAGAGGUACAUCUCCUGCAAGAGCAUCACUCAUGCCAGACUAGCUCUGUACAUCAACCUGUUAGGCCUCUUGUGCAUCUUGUUUUGCUCAGUGUUGGCAGGAAUGUGCGUCUUCUCUGUCUAUAAGACCUGUGACCCGUGGACAGCUGGACUGGUCGCUGCUCCUGAUCAGUUGAUGCCGUAUUUGGUGAUGGACACUUUGGGAGACAAUCCUGGCCUUCCUGGACUUUUUGUUGCAGCUGUAUAUAGUGGCUCUCUAAGCACUGUGUCAUCCAGCAUCAAUGCACUUGCUGCAGUGACAGUCGAAGACCUGAUCAAGCCAUACACUAACAUGUCUGAGAAACACUGGUUCUGGAUCUCCAAAGGACUGAGUCUUAUAUACGGGGUUAUCUGCAUUGGAAUGGCUGGUCUGGCUUCACUCAUGGGAGGGAUCUUGCAGGCAGCCGUCAGUAUACUUGGGGUCAUUGGAGGUCCUUUACUUGGCCUGUUUUCAAUGGGUAUCCUCUGUCCAUUUGCCAACUCCAAAGGAGCUUUGUCUGGUCUCAUGUCAGGGUUGGUUCUGUCUCUGUGGGUGUGUAUUGGUGCCCUGAUGUACCCUCCCUCUCCUGAGCUGAGACGUCCGCUGUCAUUGUCCACUGAGGAUUGUAACUUCACCACUGAUAACAAUUUGAACUGGACCUUCACUGGUGUACCAACACUUCCCAGCACCAACACCACAGCGUCAGGACAGAUCAGUCAUAGCAGGUCUCUGCUGGCUGAUAACUGGUAUUCUCUGUCGUACCUUUACUUCAGUCCUAUUGGAACAAUAACAGCUAUUAGUGUGGGACUAUUAGUUAGCUUGUUGACAGGAGGCUGGAAUCUAAAGCUGGAAUCAAGGCUUACAUUAAUGAAAGAUGAUACAACUUUAUGUCAUUUGGUCAAGUUUUUUAAAGACAAGGUGACAAGACAAACAGGCAGGCUGGACUUGACAAGGAACAGAGAGAAGAUGUGUGACAACACUAAUCCUACUUUCUGUGAUGUUGAACUGAGCAUAACGAAAAGCAGCAUUCCCACAUGAAAUGCCAGCUCUUCUGUCAGACUUUUUCUGUGUUUGUUUGUUGUCAUUUACACCGAAAGCAUCUAUCAAGGAGUUGAAUUACAAAAUAAAAUGGUCUACAAAACUUU